GAUAAGGCCGUCUCCUCCGCCUCACCAUUGUUUGUUCCGCCCAUAUUUCCGCCAUCAGAUUCAUAUAAAUAAUCUCCAUCAAAUCAAAGCUUACUUUUCUCCUCAUUCCUCUUUCACCACUGAUUCUUUAAAAAUGGUUAUUUCCCCCCUUCUUUGGCACAAUUACUGAGAAUCAAAACAUCAGCGACAUCGAUUGAAUCACGAUCCGCAGCAAUGCUACUGCAGAUUCAUCGUUUUUGCCAAAUGGAAUCAGCUAGCGCCCCCAUACGUUACUUAACUCCGUCGCCCUACCGCGAGGGCUCAUUCCGAUUUCUUUAGCGUUACCAUCCCACACCUCUCAAUUCAUCCGCAUUUCUUAAAUCUCCAUGCCGAUAAGAAAUGUCGAUCCCGAUUCGCGGGCGCUCCAUCGCCCGUAAUUUCCUGCUGCAUUGUUUCACGCGUUUUUUCCUGGGAUCGGAUCAUUCUAAAUUCUGCAUUAUCUCCAUUUUAUGGAUAAUUACUGUUUCUUCUGAAUAUUCUUAUUGGUGGUUGUUGGUAUCGGCGACCCUGCUGAGUGUUGAUGACAGGAAUGGGCUCAGGUACGGGCUUGCGAACGGGCUCUGGAUUGGGAUCUCCGCGCCUAAUCCACACCGGAACUGGGAAUGUGGAAACCCUAGGUAUUUCGCCCUCACUGAGUUCUGCUUGUCUCGUCGAGGCUGGUUACCGAGAGUCCGAUUUUGUUGAGCGAUGCACCAAGAGCCGAUAUGCUCGGAUACAAGGCUUUUGACCAACUUGAUGGAAUAGAAGUAGCUUGGAACCGAGUGAAAAUAACUGACAUGCUGCAGUCACCUGAAGAUAUGGAAAAAUUGUACUCUGAGGUUCAUCUUCUUCGGAACAUGAAACAUGUCAACAUUAUAAAGUUAUAUGAUGCGUGGAUUGAUGACAAGAAGAAGACUAUUAACAUGAUCACUGAGCUCUUCACAUCUGGGAGCCUGAGGCAAUACCGGAAGAGGCACAGAAGUGUUAACAUGAAGGCUAUCAAGAAUUGGGCAAGGCAGAUUCUCCGAGGCCUAGACUACCUUCACAGCCAAAACCCACCUGUUAUUCAUAGGGAUUUGAAAUGUGACAACAUAUUUGUCAAUGGAAACCAGGGAGAAGUUAAGAUAGGAGAUCUUGGUCUGGCAACCAUCAUGCAACAGCCAACAGCUAAAAGUGUAAUUGGAACACCGGAGUUUAUGGCUCCAGAGCUGUAUGAAGAAGAAUAUAACGAACUAGUCGACAUAUAUUCCUUUGGAAUGUGCUUGUUGGAAAUGGUCAGUAUGGAGUAUCCUUACUCGGAGUGCAGGAAUCCAGCUCAAAUAUAUAAGAAGGUCACAUCUGGCAUCUUACCUGCUGCUCUUGGAAGAGUGGCGUCUCCAGAGGUGAAAGAAUUUAUCCAAAGAUGCCUGGUUCCGGCUCCUCAGAGGUUGUCUGCUAAGGAACUGCUCAAAGAUCCAUUCCUUCAAGUUGAGCUAUCUGGAGAAUCCAUACGUGAUUCUUUGACUGUACCUGAUAUGAUCCCCAGAUCUGUCACUUCAUUGAACUACGGACCUCAAGUUAUGGAUAUAGACCCUGAAUAUAACCAGUUUGUAUCUGCAGAGUACAAUUUUGGGACUCCUCCUACCUCGGUGGUGGAAUUUAAACGGACUCAUCAUAACAAUGAGUUCAGAUUGAGGGGAAACAAGAUCAAUGAAAACUCAAUCUCACUUACCUUGCGAAUUGCUGAUAAGGGAGGCCGAGUCAGAAACAUACACUUCCAAUUCUACCUUGAUGCCGACACUGCCCUUGCUGUUGCAGCUGAAAUGGUUGAGCAGCUAGAUUUAGCCGAUCAUGAUGUAGCUUUCAUUGCUGAGUUCAUUGAUUACUUGAUAUCGAGGAUCUUGCCGGACUGGAAACCUUCUUCAGAUUACUCUGCCAGCCGCGAUAAAUUUGGUAGUGGCCUAACCUUUGUGUCAGACUUAUGGGAGGGUGAACCAAUUAGCAAGCAAGGAAAUUCCUCCUACUUUCAGAUUGAUCGUCAGAAUUUUUUCCCAGCUCGCAAUUUGCACAAACAGGCAAAUUCAGUGUCCAGCAAUCAUGGAGGAAGCAAAUUAUCAAUGGGAUCAGCAAAUUCUGGGACCAUUGGAGACUAUUCCUCAUUGAAGAAUCAAACGUCAAAGGGAUCUUUUGUUUCAGCCUCUGACAUGGAGUUCAGAGAUCACCACUCUGGCGAGAGUCGAAUUAACGGGAUGGGAAUUGGAUGGCCAUCGAUGGACCGUUUGACCGAACACUCCGACUCCAGUUACCCUGAUCAGAAAGUUUCCAAAACCGGGAGCUUUACAAGCUGUUAUUCGACACUGAAUUUGAGCGACAGAGACCCCGAUUUUGAUCUCAAGUCAGAACUCGAUGCAAUCGAGGCACAGUAUCAGCACUGGCUUCAAGAACUCCCUAGGAUGAAGCAAGAGGCAAUAGAGGCCGCCAAGAGUCGAUGGAUGGUGAAAAAGAAAGAUGUUCAUUGAUAGAGCUUGCCUCAACUCCAACAAAAAUAACAAGUUUGUUUUCUUGUUUUGAUUCCGUAUUGGGUCGUCGUCAUGUGUAUUUCGAAACAUCCUUGAUUGGAUGUGGCCUGCUUCCUUGGGGGGAUUUUUUUUACUACCCCUUCGACCCCUCUAGUUUUUCAAGGAGGGGCGAAGCGAAGACUCUGAUUAUACAAGUUUUUAUGUGAACCUGUACAAAGAUGUUUCAUAUGCUUUUUUCUUUGCCUUGGUGUUAAUUUUGUAAUAGAAAGGUCAAAUUCAGGUUUGAUCAUAUUGUAUGUGCAUAAAAUGUAAAUUGUAAAUUAAUGUAAAGAAAGAUAAAUUCAUGAA
Salvia splendens (bonfire salvia) is the source of this 2864-nucleotide messenger RNA. RefSeq names its product serine/threonine-protein kinase WNK8. The transcript has 7 exons. The record is from RefSeq and is a predicted model, not a curated record. Gene Ontology annotation, molecular function: protein serine/threonine kinase activity; ATP binding. NCBI's taxonomy places the organism in Eukaryota, Viridiplantae, Streptophyta, Magnoliopsida, Lamiales, Lamiaceae. The coding region runs from base 744 to 2516 and encodes 590 amino acids. Gene Ontology annotation, biological process: protein phosphorylation.